Lepus europaeus (European hare) is the source of this 707-nucleotide messenger RNA. RefSeq names its product fatty acid binding protein 3 (gene FABP3). Gene Ontology annotation, cellular component: cytosol; nucleus. Gene Ontology annotation, molecular function: fatty acid binding. Bases 84 to 485 code for a protein of 133 amino acids. Gene Ontology annotation, biological process: fatty acid transport. NCBI's taxonomy places the organism in Eukaryota, Metazoa, Chordata, Mammalia, Lagomorpha, Leporidae. The record is from RefSeq and is a predicted model, not a curated record. The transcript has 4 exons.
GCGGCAGCUCGGCUAGGGAGCCGCCGCUCCGGGAGUCUUUGCACGCCUGCUCUCACAGCUUCUCAGCCUCGCUCACUCUCACCAUGGUGGACGCCUUCGUGGGAACCUGGAAGCUGGUGGACAGCAAGAAUUUCGAUGACUACAUGAAGUCAAUCGGUGUGGGUUUUGCUACCAGGCAAGUGGCCAACAUGACCAAGCCUACCACGAUCAUCGAAAAGAACGGAGACAUCAUCACCCUGAAAACACACAGCACCUUCAAGAACACGGAGAUCAGCUUUCAGAUUGGGGUGGAGUUCGAUGAGACAACAGCAGAUGACAGGAAGGUCAAGUCCCUUGUGACACUGGAUGGAGGCAAACUUGUCCACCUGCAGAAGUGGGAUGGCCAGGAGACAACGCUUGUGCGGGAGCUCAGUGACGGGAAACUCAUCCUGACGCUCACCCACGGCAGUACAGUUAGCACGCGCACUUACGAGAAAGAAGCAUGACCUGCCCGCACCGUCACUGACUGCUCCUCUGCCAGCCGGCUACCCCUCAACUCAGCACCACAUUGCCUCAUUUUUUUCCUCUCGUGUUUUGUAUAAAUCUGCCUUAGUUGGGGUCAGGUGGCAUCAGCCUGGAUCCAGUUCCAGUUCUCAUUGUGUAUGUGGCUUCUUUUUUUAACUGCAUCCAAAGGGUGCUCUGAGGUCAAUAAAGCAGAGCUAAGGCCA